CUCAUUCAUCACCAUGGCGCCGAACCUCACAGAAGACGAAAUUGAUGACGUGGUAUAUUUCGCCAGGGUAGGCGAAGAUGCAGAUCUCGUCGAGACCCUGACGGCCCUGUCAGAGCGCGAGAAGGUGUCACCAGCUGAGAUCCUGUUGGCCGCCAAGGAUGAGGGCAAGUCAACAGCUUUACACAUGGCGGCGGGAAAUGGCCAUCUAGAGACUGUUCGCAAACUCAUUCAGUAUUUUGAUGAGAGACCCAAGGAGGAGAAGCAGGCUUUCUUGGAUGAUGCCAAUGAGCACGGAAACACUGGUCUGCAUUGGGCAGCACUCGGUGGCCACCUGGACACGGUCAAGCUUCUCGUGGAACAGGGCGCUCUGCCGGCGGUGGCCAACGAGCGAAACUACGUCCCCCUCGACCUUGCCUACCAGAACGAGCACAACGAGGUAGCGCAAUUCUUCUUGGCCGCUGCGGGAAUGCUGGAGGACAAGAACCAGGAGAGCGGGCUGAACGGCGCUGUUGAAUCGGUGAAGCUGGAGGAUGGAGAGGGCGCAGAGGAGGAGAACGAGGCUUCAGCAUCAUGAGGUUUGGGUAGAUGCGAGGAAAAAUUUCAUUGGCAAUAGGGUACAAUCGAGGGACUAGGCCGAUAUGAAUGGGCCUGUCGCGACAACGGCAAAAAAAGAUACCAUACAUGUGUGUUCUUGGGGUGGCAAAGUACAUCAUCUCGCUUCGGAUAGAUUUCAAAGAGAACUUGACUUUUU
Messenger RNA from Trichoderma virens Gv29-8, 751 nucleotides. RefSeq lists its product as uncharacterized. NCBI's taxonomy places the organism in Eukaryota, Fungi, Ascomycota, Sordariomycetes, Hypocreales, Hypocreaceae. Gene Ontology annotation, molecular function: protein binding. The record is from RefSeq and is a predicted model, not a curated record. The transcript has 2 exons. The coding region runs from base 14 to 574 and encodes 186 amino acids.